AUGACUGUGAGAAGGUCGAAAGAUUUUUUUAGCACACUCCUAAAAGUACCGGUAACUACACGCAUAAAUGAUGCUUUCCUAUUGGAUUCUAUUUUAAGUGGUUAUAGACCUUUAAUAGCUCCGAGGAAGCUGAAUCCUUUGUUCAAUAGAAAAAUAUCGUCCUAUGAUAACUCUCGAAAUAAAGUAAACAAUAAAUCUAAAGGGAGAAACGACAGUAAAGGGGGCAGCUCCAUACCAGGGCGAAAUUAG
This is a messenger RNA of Eremothecium sinecaudum, 249 nucleotides long. It is a transcript of the gene SUE1, whose product is annotated as Sue1p. Gene Ontology annotation, cellular component: mitochondrion. The transcript has a single exon. The coding region runs from base 1 to 249 and encodes 82 amino acids. The record is from RefSeq and is a predicted model, not a curated record. Lineage: Eukaryota; Fungi; Ascomycota; Saccharomycetes; Saccharomycetales; Saccharomycetaceae.